AUGGCCGCUGCAGCACCGCCACCAGCACCAACUCCGGCAACCACAUCAUUGUCGGAAACCGCCACACACCGGCACCCUGUGUUCGCCCGCAUCCGCCUCGCCGCCCCUUCCGACGUCCCCCACAUCCACAAGAUGACAUACCAAAUGGCCGUCUCCAAACGCCUUACCCACCUCUUCGCCACCACCGAAUCCUCCCUCACUUCCACGCUCUUCUAUCCCGACAACAAACCCUUCCACUCCUUCAGCGUCUUCAUCCUCGAAGUCUCCUCGAACCCCUUCACCGACACCCACUUCAACAACGACCCUUUCUACAAGCCCGUAACGAAAACCGUGCACUUGGACCUCCCAAUCAAUGACCCAGAAAAGGAAACGUUCAGAAAUCAGCACGGGAAUGAUGUUUUCGUUGCUAGGUUUGUGUUGUUUUUCCCGAAUUAUUCCACUUUUCUGGUGUUCUAUCCAAGAACAUAA
Messenger RNA from Lotus japonicus, 468 nucleotides. RefSeq names its product GCN5-related N-acetyltransferase 8-like. NCBI's taxonomy places the organism in Eukaryota, Viridiplantae, Streptophyta, Magnoliopsida, Fabales, Fabaceae. The transcript has a single exon. Gene Ontology annotation, molecular function: N-acetyltransferase activity. The coding region runs from base 1 to 468 and encodes 155 amino acids. The record is from RefSeq and is a predicted model, not a curated record.